Triticum turgidum subsp. durum (durum wheat) is the source of this 1005-nucleotide messenger RNA. The record is from the annotation of a GenBank genome assembly. Lineage: Eukaryota; Viridiplantae; Streptophyta; Magnoliopsida; Poales; Poaceae.
AUGGGCACCGCCAUCGCUACGGCCUACACUAUGGCGAGGGAGAAUGAGGAGGAUGGUUCGACAGUGUUCCGGCCAGGCACGGCGGCUUCGUCGCCGGUGCGCACUGUGGUGGCUUUAGCGUUGUGGCUUGGAGCCAUCCACUUCAAUCUGUUGCUUGUCUUGGCAUCCGUCUUCGUCUUCCCCGGACGCAUUGCCGCCUUGGUACUAGGCAUGCAGCUCUUCUUCAUGUUCGCUCCUGUGGGUAACACUAACGGAUGGGGGCGAAACGUCGCCAGGUUCAUAUGCAAACAUGCGGCCGACUACUUCCCCAUCACUUUGCAUGUGGAGGACUAUAAUGCAUUUGAUCCCAAUACAGCUUACGUGUUUGGUUAUGAGCCGCACUGCGCUAUGCCCUUGGGCUUGUGGGUCCUUGCAGCCCCAAUGGGGUUUAUGCCUCUACCAAAGAUGAAGAUCUUAGCUAGUAGCGCGGCAUUCUACACACCUUUCCAGCGGCAAAUAUGGACCUGGCUAGGGUUAGUUCCGGCGUCGAGAAAGAACUUCUCCUACUAUCUCGGAGCCGGCUAUAGUUGUGCCGUUGUGCCAGGAGGCCUGCGUGAGAUGCUAUAUAUGGAUCAUGAACCUGACUCGGAAGUUGCUUUCAUUAGAUCAAGGAAAGGAUUCGUAAGAAUAGCCAUUCAAACUGGUUGCCCUUUGGUCCCAGUGUUCUGCUUUGGACAAGAUCGUGUUUACAAUUGGUGGAGACCCGGAAGUAAUUUACUUGUUAAGAUUGCUGGAUUACUCAAAGCUCCCGCAAUUGUCUUCUGGGGUAAAUUCGGAACCUUCAUACCAUUUCAGUUGCCUAUGCAUGUGUUUGUUGGAAGACCUAUUGAAGUAACGAAAAAUAACCAACCUACAAUGGAUGAGAUAAAUGAAGUGCACGAAAAAUUUGUGAUGGCUCUGCAGGAGUUGUUCAACAAGCACAAGUAUAAAGUUGGAUGCCCUAACCUCCAACUACAAGUCAUAUGA